This is a messenger RNA of Cotesia glomerata, 703 nucleotides long. Its product is annotated as astakine-like. The coding region runs from base 175 to 621 and encodes 148 amino acids. Lineage: Eukaryota; Metazoa; Arthropoda; Insecta; Hymenoptera; Braconidae. The record is from RefSeq and is a predicted model, not a curated record. The transcript is spliced from 2 exons.
AAACUGAAAUAAUAACGCGUUAUAAAAAGGUAUUUAAACAGUGAUUGAAUUAAAAAUCAUUUAGUUUACACGCAAUCUAUGAUUAAGCAAACAAAAUAAUUAGUUUUAAUUGAUCAUUGAUUUAUUCUUCCGAAUAAUAAAAAGAAAUAUACUUUUUUAGAUCCGAGGUCAAGAAUGACUACACGAAGUGUCGUACUGGCACUUGUGCUGACGAGUGUCUGCUUUGUUCUCGGACACCCUGAGCAAAAAGGAGAGGAGCCAACUCGAGCAAUGCUGACAAAAUCUGGUCCACUUGCACCAGGACAAUGUUCAAGCGAUUAUGAUUGUUAUCCUGGAGAUUGCUGUGUAAUGAGCGGUUACAGAUUCACUAUCCCCACGUGCCAGGAGCGACGUCAAUUAGACGAAAUUUGCCGACCCGAAGUCAACAAAAUAACGAACACUACUCUGACGUAUCCUGACAGCACCAAGUUUUAUGUCAAAGAAGCCCAUUAUGUGGUGUGUCCUUGCAAGAAAGGGCUUGUUUGUGGUAGAAAAACUGGCUCUUGUCAUCAAAUUCACGAUGAUGAGCAGGAGGAGAUUGAGAAGUUUAUUAAAACUAAUGGUGUUAGUGAUGAAAAUUGAUCUUGGUUGAUAUCUAGAUUUUAGAUUGUUAAAUUUUAGUUUGUAGGACAAUUUUUUUUUUUUUUUUUUUAAUUUUAAUGUU